AUGACGCGGUCUAACAAGAAGACUUCUGUGAUUUUGAUGAAACUUUGCAUGGAUCACAUACAAGAAGUGUUGGACAAAUGGACUCAAAUCGAUGACGAAAUUUGGGCGAAAGUUAUCGUUUUAGAAAGAAACAGAAGAGUUGCCAAAGCGUAUGCCAGAGCCCCUGUUCUGACCAUCAAUGGAUCCGACGAUGGAUUUGAUGGAAUGAGAAUCGGAUUAUGCGGUUUCGAUAAUCCCAUGAGAGAUCAGAGGACGGAGGAGAUCAAGAAACACAUAGGACAGGGCGUUAAAAUAAAAAUGGACGAUGCCGGCAAUAUCCUGGUUCGUAGAUAUUCCAAAAGCAACGUCUAUAUCAAAUCCUGUUCGGUUCAAAACGGUUCAGAAGCUGAACCAGCUGCAAUACCUUUGGAACCUGACAAGAUUGUAAAGCUGUUCGAUAUGAAACGUUUUGAGCAAAGCGUCUCCAGAGAAUUGAGGAGGUCCUAUCCUGACAGACGUAGAUUGGAGACAGCGUGCCUUAGCACAUUGGCAUUCGUUUUGGCACCGCCACCAGACCAAUUGGCAACACCAUUAUGGGUCCUGGUGGUCAAUGUGGUCGCUAUGGAUAUGUUGAAGACAAAGUUACCAAUGGUUUCCUCGCCCCAAGCAGAACCAGCAAUGCACCUGGACAUCCGCACCCGGCCUCGUAUUCCUGCACCAGACGAGGAUCCCUACAGUCAUCUGACAGCAGGCGGAGUAAACAACAGCAACAACAACAACCAUAACGGAAACGGCGUUUCAAACCAUCACGGACAGAUGUCACCACGAUCUGGCAACGACAACGGAUCCAGUUCCGGAGGAAGUUCACAAGGAGGUGGUAACGGCAGUGGUGCGCCGCCCGUUAUGAUGAGGCAGACGUCGUCAAAUGGUUAUGCAGGAUCGAGCACAUACUCCUCUGGAUACGUGGCAAGCACGCGCGAAUUGCUUUUGGCACAAAGACGUGGAGGAAAUGGUAUUUCUGGAGGAGCCAGAGACAGGCCUCCAGAGUUGCCACCACGGGAAAGAAAACGGGAUGGAGAAUCGUUACCAGAAAGAGACAUACCCAAGCCCGAUUACGAUGAUAUCGAAGAAGACGUUAGAAUACAACCAUAUCCAGUAUCCAGAGGAUCACACAAUACUGACAAAGGCAAAAAUAAUAAAAAAUACGAUGACCCCUACUACUGCGGUCUUCGCGCCAGGGUCCCGAACUUCGUCAAAUCCACAAAACAAAGUUCAAAACAACAACAAGUAGCAACCGGCAAACACGGUCCUAGCAACGGCCUCAGCAACAAUAACAACAAACGUUACUCCAUGGCCGGAAUGGGAGGGCCAAGUGGCCACAUGGGCUACCACCAUCAACAAUACCCACCCGUGUGGCACGCCAGGAGCUACGAGAGCGGGAUAGAUUCAGAAAGCAUAAUGACGUCAGAAUCUCCAUACCAUCACAUAUACGGCAGACUGCCUUUGCCAAAUAGAGGUUAUUUAAUGCAAAGAGAAACACACAAUGCACGUAGUGGACUUUAUAUUGGAGAGUGGGAUUGA
Messenger RNA from Ctenocephalides felis (cat flea), 1560 nucleotides. RefSeq lists its product as uncharacterized. Lineage: Eukaryota; Metazoa; Arthropoda; Insecta; Siphonaptera; Pulicidae. Gene Ontology annotation, molecular function: protein binding. Bases 1 to 1560 code for a protein of 519 amino acids. The record is from RefSeq and is a predicted model, not a curated record. The transcript is spliced from 10 exons. Gene Ontology annotation, biological process: regulation of DNA-templated transcription.